Molecule: messenger RNA, 1764 nt
Organism: Penicillium soppii
Lineage: Eukaryota; Fungi; Ascomycota; Eurotiomycetes; Eurotiales; Aspergillaceae
Product: PAS-associated C-terminal
Exons: 5
Coding region: 1-1764 (587 amino acids)
Cellular component (GO): nucleus
Source: RefSeq, a predicted model, not a curated record
AUGGCGCAAAUAGAUCUCCACGCCGGCCUCACCAGCCCCGAUGCGGAAUCCUUGCGCUCAUUCACAGAAACACUUCCAGACGAAUACCACGACUGGAUGAGUGAUUCUGGUAGAAGUUCAAGAGGUGAACAAUUACUGGACGAUUUCCCUCAACCUCCGCGGGCACAGAAUUUAGACUCGAUCUACGAGGAAGAAGUAUAUCCGACACCAAAACCUUCCAUCAAAAAUCUGCGCCGCCAUGCCACCGCCAAUGAACUUCCUCUCCUUCAACAACUUAACCCCAAUGAAGGCGCCCCAGAGUUCAACCCCCUCAUUGAAGAAAAUGGAUCAUACGAUCUCAUUGCGCCCUAUGAUGGUGGUGAUUUACCACAGUACAAACUGGAACGUCUCGCCGACAUUAUGUUCUCGUCGGAGCAUAUGCUUACAAUUUUGAACAACCCGCGGUAUCUGGGACGAUUCCGUGAUUUCCUCCUCGAAGAACGCCCACGGUCGAUCUCUACCCUGACAUACUACCUCAACGCAAGCAAAGCGCUCAAGGCAAUCCAAUAUGCCAAUGCGCUUGUGCGGCUCUCUGUCGACGUGCCUCCUCCUGCAGUUUCGACUAAUGAAGAAACAGUCGGGGUGACAGAGAAUCGGGUCUUGGAACAAAGGGUGAUAGAUGGAUUGUUGGCUCUCACUGCCGAAGAGCUCCCUGCGUUUAUCACCUCAAGGUGUAUCACCAUCACAAGUAAAAUUGUGGAAGAGCGGGUUCGAGGAACAUUGCCUAUGAAAUUCCGCGGGACUUCAAAUGCCCUAGCAGAGGUUUUCUGUUUGACAGAUCCUUCGCGGCCAGACAAUCCUAUCAUUUUUGCGUCCGAAGAAUUCCAUCGAACAACGCAGUACGGUAUGGACUAUGUGCUUGGUCGAAACUGUCGAUUCCUCCAAGGUCCAAAGACAAACGCCAAUAGUGUUCGUCGCAUUCGCGAAGCAAUUCAUGCAGGUCGUCAUCACUCAGAGAUGUUCCUUAAUUAUCGUCGCGACGGCUCUCCAUUCAUGAAUCUCCUUCAAUGCGCACCUUUAUGCGAUAGCCAGGGCCGUGUAAAAUAUUUCAUCGGUGCACAGAUCGAUGUUUCGGGACUCGCCAUGGAGGGCGCUUCAAUGGAAUCAUUGAUGGAGCUACAGACCAAAUAUCAUCAGCCAGAGGAUGGGAGUAUAGCUGAACAGCCGAUACCAGAAGAGAAGGACGAAUUCCAGGAAUUGAGCGAGCUAUUUAGUCCUCGGGAGCUUUCGAGAGUUCAAGAACAUGGAGGACACUUGUUCCAACCUGUCAAAAACCUGGUAUCACCACAAGAACCUCGAACUUGGCGGGAACGUGGGGCAUCUAUAGAGAGCGAGACAGAGGCUAUUCGCGUACGCGAUAUGAAAUCGCCCUUUUUCCGAAUGUCAUUGGCCGGUGUCUACGAGAAUUACCUCCUCGUCCGACCUUAUCCUUCUCUUCGAAUUUUGUUCACAUCCCCUGCACUGCAGAUCCCAGGAAUGCUACAAUCACCAUUCCUAUCACGUAUCGGAAGUUCGUCGGCAGUGAAAGAAGACCUAGUACAAGCUAUGAAGGUCGGCCGCAGUGUGACGGCUCGAAUCAAGUGGGUCACUCGCUCGAAUCCGGAUGGGCGCAGUCGUUGGGUCCAUUGCACGCCUCUAAUGGCUAGUAAUGGCCAGGUAGGCGUAUGGAUGGUUGUAGUUGUGGAUGACGCAGACGAGAAAGCAGUUACUAGUUGGCGCGCCUAG